AUGAUAUUUUUCAUUUUAAUCUUUUUUGUUCAAAGUUGCUUAUGGGAAUACGAAGACAUGACUUUAUACCCAACGAAUGGAGAGUAUUUUGAAUAUCCUUUGAGCAGUUUAAUAUAAAACUAUGGUAACUAAUUAUGAUGAAUAUUUUAUAGAUGAUCACAAACUUAUUUACCAUUAUGAACCUAGUGUACCAAAUGUUUAAAUAACAAAUAUUGUUAAUGAAAUAACACAUAUAAAAGGAUACGGUAUUUAUUAGUAUCAUAAUAUUAGAAUUUAUUUCAGUAACAUCUAAUCAAACUCAUUUUGCAACAAUAACUAAAGAAAAUGAUGUAAUCCUUUACUAAUGGUAAAACUUAAAUAUUUAACAGUAUGGAUAACAAGUUAAAAUUGAAGAAAGAUAUCAAUGCUAUAAUAUUAUUUUUUUUGCUGAUGUAGAUGUCUUACUUGAUUGUUAUGCUGAAGAAUAUUUUUAUUUAUUAUAACUAAUGAAUACUAGUUUGAACAUUGUUUAUUCUAUCUAAGCAAAUAAGCCAAUUAAAUCAUAAAUGUAAGGAAUUUAUAAUGAAUCAAAAACAUUCCUAAUAUAUGCCUAAUAUUAUUAAAAUUUAUCCAUCAUUACAUUAUUCUCAUCUCAAUUUAAAAAUUUAACAUUUUAUUAAGAUUAAUUUAUACAGAUUGGUAUUCCUUUAAGAGAAAACCCAUAUAUAUAUAUACUUUACAAAUAAUACAUAAAAUAAUUUAUCAUUACUUAGAAUAAUACUUUUCAAUAAACAUAAAUAUUUACAAACAAUAAUGAAAUUGAAGCUGAUAAUUUUCAAGUUUAUUAUAACUAUUAAGAUUAUUCUUAAUGUGAUUAAAUUUUGGUUAAUUACCAUUAUAGAUUCCAAGAUAAUGAUAAAAAAUAAAUGAUGUCUUCAAGUAAAUAUUUAGAAUGCUAAAAUAAUCUUUAUUAUUAAUUUGAAUUAGACAAUAUUGAUUAUAAAGAAUCAAAAGUAAUUUAGUCUUUUUUGAAUAAUGAAUUUUUAUUGUUUUAAUCAUCACUGCGUCUUAUAAUGUAUAACUUACAUGGAUUUCACUCAAUUGGCAAUAUUUAAAUUAAUAACAACACUUAAAUAUAUUUAAAUACUUAAGAUAACUACUUAUUUACAUUUAAUACAUAAAUUAUAGUCUAUGAAUUGAAAAUACCAUAAAUAUAAAUUAAUUUAACAGAUUAAUAAGUUUAAGGAAUAACUUAUGAUAUUACAAUUUAUGCUAAAUUAUAUAAUCUGACUUUUGCUGGUAUUUGUAAAAUAUUUAUGUCUAUUACUAUUCUAGAUUAGAGUGAUACAAAUAUUUAUGUAAUUUUUAAUAAAAAUUUCUAUCAGUAUAGAUCUAUUACUGGCAAUGAAAUAAAUGAAUAAAUCUUUGUAGGCUAUUCAGGCAAAUUACUGUAAUAUACUGUGAAUAUAGAUAAUAAAUAAUUUGGGUAGUUUCAUUAAACAACAUAUUAGGAAAGAUUGUUAUAAAUAAAUCAAAAAUUUACCUUGGCCUAAUUGUCUUAUUGUGUUUGCAAUGAUUGUUAAAAUGAUUAANUAUUAAAACAUAUAAUAUUUAUAAAAACCUUUAAUUUAUUAAUCCAAUUUUAAGUAAUAUUUUAUUUACUAAAUAAAAUAAUAAUUAAAAAUAUGA
This is a messenger RNA of Paramecium pentaurelia, 1668 nucleotides long. NCBI's taxonomy places the organism in Eukaryota, Ciliophora, Oligohymenophorea, Peniculida, Parameciidae. The record is from the annotation of a GenBank genome assembly.